This is a messenger RNA of Xylona heveae TC161, 1290 nucleotides long. RefSeq names its product major facilitator superfamily transporter. NCBI's taxonomy places the organism in Eukaryota, Fungi, Ascomycota, Xylonomycetes, Xylonales, Xylonaceae. Bases 1 to 1290 code for a protein of 429 amino acids. The record is from RefSeq and is a predicted model, not a curated record. Gene Ontology annotation, biological process: transmembrane transport. Gene Ontology annotation, molecular function: transmembrane transporter activity. Gene Ontology annotation, cellular component: fungal-type vacuole membrane. The transcript has 5 exons.
AUGGCAGAGAAGGAACCUCAACAAACGGACUCUCUCCCAGACGAAGCCCCUCCACCGAUCAGCGAAAAACCGGUUGACUCGCAAGACGUCUUUCCAGAGGGUGGAAGAAAGGCGUGGCUCACGGUCGCCGGAGCUUCAGCAUGCCUUUUCGUCUCCUUUGGCUGGGUCAAUUGCGUUGGUGUCUUCCAAGAUUACUACCAGACUCAUCAACUCAGAAAUUACUCGCCUUCACAGAUUGCUUGGAUUCCAGCACUACAAAUCUUUUUUAUGCUUUUCAGUGGAACAUUUGUCGGCAAAGUGUUUGACGACUAUGGACCCGCAUAUUUAUUGUUCAUUGGCACUUUCCUCCAUGUCUUCGGCCUAAUGAUGACGAGUAUCUCGAAGAAAUACUACCAAAUCCUGCUCAGCCAGGCCGUGUGUUCUGCGAUUGGAGCCUCGAUGGUCUUUACCCCAGCAUUUACCAGUGUGACGACCUGGUUUAGGGCUAAGCGAGGUGCUGCGCUGGGGCUCGUCGUCGCUGGCUCGUCACUAGGCGGCGUCAUUUUCCCGGUCAUGCUGAUUCAUUUGCUUCCAGAGGUCGGAUUCGGAUGGGCAAUGCGGAUCUGUGCUUUCUUGAUUUUGGCUCUACUAAUUUUCGCCAAUCUGACCGUGCGGUCGCGAAUUGCCCCUACGAAGCGGCCAUUCCAACUGAUGGCGUUUGUCCGACCUCUGAGAGAACCGUCUUUCUCCCUGUUGACUGCUUCAAUUUUCUUCUUUUUCUGGGGCAUGUUUAUUCCUUUUACAUUUAUUGUGGAGGGAGCUCGCUCGCAUGGCAUGUCGCCGCGUCUCUCAAACUAUCUGGUUCCGAUAUUGAAUGGCGCAAGUGUCAUUGGGCGAACUGUCCCAAAUAUCAUUGCCGACAAAGUAGGCCACUUUAACGUCAUGAUUGUUAUGAGUACUUUCACAUCUAUCCUCAUUCUUGCCCUCUGGUUGCCAGCUACUGGAAAUACUCCGAUUAUUCUGUUCGCAGCCCUUUUCGGCAUUGGUUCUGGCGCAGGUAUUGGUCUCACUCCAGCUCUCUGCGCGCAUGUCUCGCCCAUCAAGGAAAUUGGAGUACGCACCGGUACAGUUUUCACUUUCUCAGCCAUUGCAGCUUUGACCGGCUCGCCAAUUGGUGGGCAGAUUAUCAUUGUCAGCCAUGGUUCGUUCAAGGACGCCGCCAUUUUUGGUGGCGUCAGUUGUGCCAUCGGUGCAGCACUUGUCUUUGCGACGAGAGUUUGUCUGGCCGGCUUUAAGAAGACAAAGAUCUGA